Messenger RNA from Durio zibethinus, 1110 nucleotides. Its product is annotated as WAT1-related protein At3g18200-like. Lineage: Eukaryota; Viridiplantae; Streptophyta; Magnoliopsida; Malvales; Malvaceae. Gene Ontology annotation, molecular function: transmembrane transporter activity. The record is from RefSeq and is a predicted model, not a curated record. Gene Ontology annotation, cellular component: membrane.
AUGGGAAAAGAGAGUAUUGUUUCUGACAAAAUGAAGCUCCUUCUAUCAUUGGUUGCACUGCAUUUCUGCUUUGCGGGAUUCCAUAUUGUCUCCAGGGUUGCACUAAACAUAGGUGUAAGCAAAGUAGUUUACCCAGUUUACAGGAGCACUAUUGCCUUGCUUUUGUUGAGUCCCUUUGCUUAUUUCUUGGAAAAGUGAGAAAGACCACCCCUUACUUUUCCUUUGCUUUUUCAGUUCUUCCUUCUAGCAUUACGGGGAAUUACUGCAAACCAGGGAUUUUACCUUUUGGGUUUGUAUCGUGCAUAUCCAACUUUUGCUUCAGCAAUGCAAAACUCAGUUCCUGCAAUCACUUUUCUCAUGGCUUCUGCGCUAAGACUUGAGGAGAUCAAUAUUGCUAGAAGAGAUGGAUUGGCAAAAGUUUUGGGAACUAUAGCUAGUGUAGGAGGUGCCACUACAAUCACCCUCUACAAAGGUCCUCUUCUGUUGCACCAAUCAAAGACAACACAAGGAUAUUCCAUGGAAGAAGAGAUGUCCUCAAAGAAAAUGCAGAAUUGGACGUGGGGAUGCAUUUAUCUCCUUGGACACUGCUUAUCAUGGGCUGGUUGGUUGGUUUUUCAGGCUCCUGUACUUAAGAAGUAUCCAGCUAAACUCACACUCACUUCAUUUACAUGCUUCUUCGGACUGACCCAGUUCCUGGUUAUAGCAGCGUUUGUGGAAACAGACUUCAACCAUUGGAAAAUCCAAUCAAUUGAAGAGCUUUUCACUAUCCUAUAUGCUGGUGUUGUGGCAUCUGGUAUUGUGUUUUCUCUUCGGACAUGGUGCAUUCACAAAGGCGGCCCCGUUUUUGUAGCCGUCUUCCAGCCCCUGCAGACACUUUUAGUUGCUAUCAUGGCAUUCAUAGUUCUUGGCGACCAAUUAUACUCUGGACGUGUAAUUGGUGCAGUUCUCAUAAUAUUAGGUCUUUAUUUAGUACUGUGGGGUAAAACUGAGGAGAAAAAUGAAGCCAAGGAUGAAGACACAUUAAAGAAGCAUCUACUUGAUGAUUCUGAAGUAGGGAUAUAGAAGAGGGUGCUGAUGAAUCAAAAACAACAUGACGUAUUUACAGAUUGA